Morone saxatilis (striped sea-bass) is the source of this 2487-nucleotide messenger RNA. RefSeq names its product Golgi reassembly-stacking protein 2-like. Gene Ontology annotation, molecular function: protein binding. Gene Ontology annotation, cellular component: Golgi apparatus. Gene Ontology annotation, biological process: Golgi organization. Lineage: Eukaryota; Metazoa; Chordata; Actinopteri; Moronidae. Bases 114 to 1385 code for a protein of 423 amino acids. The record is from RefSeq and is a predicted model, not a curated record. The transcript has 10 exons.
CACACACACACACAGACAGAGACAGCAGUGUGUUUACGGACAUGAUCUGGCGGAGAGUCACCUGCUAACUCUCUCACAGCUAACCCACCACACAUUCAGGGGGGAAACAAACAAUGGGAGGGUCUCAAAGCGUCGAGAUACCAGGUGGAGGCACUGAAGGAUACCACGUCCUCAGAGUGCAGGAGAAUUCCCCCGGUCACCGAGCAGGACUGGAGCCAUUCUUCGAUUUCAUCAUUUCCAUCUGUGACACUAGACUGAACAAGGACAAUGACACCCUAAAAGAGUUGCUGAAGAUGAACGUGGAGAGGCCCAUCAAGAUGCUGUUGUACAGUAGCAAGACGCUGGCAGUGAGGGAGACAACCAUCACGCCCAGCAACAUGUGGGGCGGCCAGGGGCUUCUGGGGGUCAGCAUUCGCUUCUGCAGCUUUGAAGGAGCCAACGAAAAUGUUUGGCAUGUCUUGGAAGUGGAGCCAAACUCUCCUGCAGCCCUGGCUGGUUUGAGGGCCCACGCUGACUACAUUAUAGGAGCCGACACCGUCAUGAACGAGAGUGAAGAUCUGUUCUCCAUCGUUGAAACCUAUGAAGGGAAGGAGCUGAAGCUGUACGUUUACAACACAGACACAGACAACUGCCGGGAGGUGGUCAUCACACCAAACUGUGACUGGGGUGGAGAGGGAAGUCUAGGAUGUGGCAUUGGCUACGGCUACCUGCACAGGAUACCUACACUGCCGUUUGCAGAGGGCAAGAAGAUCGGUUUCUCCGCUCGGACUCAGAGUGAACCGGCUCCUCCACCUAAAGAUGGCUUCACAGAGGUCGUCCUCUCUGCCGUCAUUCCAACCGUCCCAGUUGCCGUGUCCUCUUCUGCAUCGACUGGAUUAGAGCAGUCUCUCGCCGGCUUGUCAGUCAACUCUAACCCGACCGCUGUCGUUAGCAAUCUGCAGACAGCAUUUUCAGGAGCUCCUACGGCCCCACUGACGAGCCAAGUCCCCUUCUCACAAAGCGUUCCCCUGUGUGUCAAUCCUGCUGCCACACUACCAGGUUUAAUGCCCCUACCUGGAGGUCUUCCACCCUUUCCUAAUUUACCAAAUGUAAAUAUCACCUUGCCAGAUGUGGGCCAUGUAUUGCCAUCUGGAGUUUGUGGAUUACAACAUGCAGGUCUUCCACCUCUCACCCUGCCAGGCGUGGCCCCCGGUGUAACUCUGCCGCCGUCUGACUUUGUUCUUCCCCCAGUCAGUGCCAAUGCAGCUCCUGCUGUUCGGCAGAACACCGCAUUUCCCUCCUCCACUAUUCAAAUGAACAGUAUACUGACUAAAAGCCCCGUCCCAUCAUCACCAGUGGCCGCCUGUGAAUCAAUAAAUAUCACAAUGACUGCAGACUCAUCUUAGCAGAGAGGACCAGGUUGUCAACUUGCUCUUAAGUCUUUACACAACAAAGCAACUCUCUCGUACAAAUCUCGAGGUUACUGGAACUGUGUUUUCCUGUGAAUGUGUGUCAGGCAGCAUCGCAGUCCUGCAUCUUAAGAACAGUUUGAUGGCAGAAGGAAUGUUACAUGGAUCAUGCAAACAGAGUUCAUUUAUACAACCUGUAGAAUACCAGUUAAAUAGUUCACAACUCAAUCAUGGUUAUAGCUGUACUGACAAAAACGUUGUAGGAUUUUUAAUCUUGGCUCAAAAAGAGUGUAAGAUAUGUGGGAAACAGGUUACUUUUAAGUGUUCAAGUUAGUAUCUUUGCAGCUUUCUUUAGUGGUCUAACUACUACGGAGCCCCUGAAGGGUCAUGAUGGAAAUUUCUUUCAACUUCUUUUGCACUCCCUCCACUAAUAAUACACUCCUAGUUUAGGGAAACGUGCUGAAAGGAGAAAUGAUCUGACACUUUACAUUAUCAAUUCAUUGCUCAUUACUCCUUUUAAAAGUCCGAGCUCUGACGGUGAACAUCCACAGAUGUGUGAGCACAGCUGUAACUGCUCUGCCUGGCUGUAAAUAUGGUUAUUGCUCGGACUUAUGGUGGUUAAAUCUAGGAUGCUGUGGAUGUGGCUACUAUGACUACUCUUUAUUGCUCCUAAUAACAUUAGCCAAGAAAGCAUUGUUAAGCCUCAUGGGAUUUGAACUCGCAGUGUUUCCGUCAGACAUGAGAUGUGUUACCAAUACACCACAGGAGGAGAAUACAGUUUAACUACAAUGCUCAGGCAGCACAACGCCCACAGAAUAUUAUUACUGAAUAUAUACUAUAUAAUAAUACAGCCUUUCUCUGUGAAUCAGAGGUAAUGCUAAAGAGUGUCAAUGUGGCCUUUCAGUAGCUCUACACUACUGAUGGUCUUCAGGGUCAGACGGGGCAGUAACUUAUACUACUGGGGAUUUUCCUUUAGAGAAGCAGGUUUGCCUUCUGCAGUGCAGUAGUUAUUAAGUAUAACGCUUUUGGUUUUGUAAAAUAAAUGAUUUGUAAAGUGACAAAUUGUUACCUUGAUUAAACUGAUGUAUUUUUACUAUCU